Molecule: messenger RNA, 1876 nt
Organism: Labrus bergylta (ballan wrasse)
Lineage: Eukaryota; Metazoa; Chordata; Actinopteri; Labriformes; Labridae
Product: homeobox protein OTX2
Biological process (GO): regulation of transcription by RNA polymerase II; multicellular organism development
Cellular component (GO): nucleus
Molecular function (GO): DNA-binding transcription factor activity, RNA polymerase II-specific; RNA polymerase II cis-regulatory region sequence-specific DNA binding
Source: RefSeq, a predicted model, not a curated record
AAACUAACCACAGCCACAGAAAAACAUAAAUCUGCAUUUAAGAGAGAAAGACACUUUUAUUAAAUUACAAGCGUCGAAAAAAAACGAGGUGCGUCUGGACGACGUGAAAAAAGCCAAACAGAGACGCGAGAGGAUUUAAAUACAUACUUUUUGCCACAUUUUUCGAUUUUUCUCCCCAAAGUGGUAUCCCUUCGCCCGAACGCCAACAUGAUGUCCUAUCUGAAACAGCCGCCGUACACGGUAAACGGACUGAGCUUAUCUGCUUCAGGAGUGGACCUGCUGCAUCCCUCUGUGGGAUACCAAGGCACCCCUCGCAAACAGAGGAGAGAGAGGACAACCUUUACGCGGGCUCAGCUCGACGUGCUGGAGAACCUGUUCGGAAAGACCCGGUACCCUGACAUCUUCAUGAGAGAGGAGGUGGCCUUAAAGAUCAACCUGCCCGAGUCCCGCGUGCAGGUUUGGUUUAAAAACCGACGAGCCAAACACCGGCAGCAGGCCCAGCAAACUCAAAGUGGAGUUCAGAACAAAGUUGUCAGCAAACCGGUGAAGAAGAAAUGCUCUCCAGUCCGAGAGGUCAGCUCAGAAAGCGGAGCCAGUGGCCAGUUCACGCCGCCCUCGAGCACACCUCUCCCGGCUGUGAGCAGCAGCGCAGCGCCGGUGUCAAUCUGGAGCCCGGCCUCCAUCUCCCCUCUCUCGGACCCUCUGUCCACCUCCUCCUCCUCCUCGUGCAUGCAGCGCUCCUACCCCAUGACCUACACCCAGGCAUCGGGCUACAACCAGGGCUACACGGGCUCCUCGUCCUACUUCACUGGGAUGGACUGCGGCUCCUACCUCUCGCCGAUGCACCACCAGCUCUCCGCCGCGGGCUCCUCCAUGAGCCCCAUGGGCGGCAGCGGGGUGUCCAGCCACCUGAGCCCGGCGUCCUCGCUCUCCACGUCGGCGUACGGAGCGGCAGGUCUGGGCUUCACUGGAGCAGCGGACUGCCUGGACUAUAAGGACCAAACAUCAUCGUGGAAGCUCAAUUUCAACGCAGACUGUUUGGAUUACAAAGACCAGUCAGCGUGGAAGUUUCAAGUGUUGUGAGAGGAGAGAAAAAAAGGGACAAUUUCUACAAAAAAAGCAGACUUUACAGGCGAAUUCAACCCUAAAGUUGGGCGCGACAAGUAUAAAGGCCCCCAACUUCUACCUCCAGGACUGCAGGUCUCACUUGUUGGGUUAAUUUAUUGAACAUAGCCUACUGACUGAUUCUCUCGAUCUUUGAUCAAGGACACGGAACAAAUGUGCUGACCAAAAAGAGAAAAGGAUCAAAAGAGUCUAACUUGGGUUGAGUUUGAGGAGUAGGUCAGGUUUUCUUCUCUAAGCUCCUUAAAGACUCCCCUCUCUCUUGUCUUUUUUUUAUUUUGUUGGCACGCUGAAGGGCCCCUUUGAUCAAAGCAUGUGUGUUGUGGAGAGGGUGUGUGUGUGUGUGUGUGUGUGUGUGAGAGAAUGAAAGCAGCUCUGAUAUGAACCUGGAUGCACUAUUAAUUUAUAAGAAAUAUGUUUAGUAAUAAGAGACAAUCAGUCCGUUUGCGUGUGCUCAUGUCCUUUUAUGUGUUUUUGAAUUAUUUCCCCAUGUGUUAGAUUUCUUUUUUUCUUUGAAUAUUGUGAUUCUUUGUAUGCAAGUUUGACACAAAAACCCAGCUGUGAAUUUGAUUGAUUCAUUUCCAUAUCUUGAGUGUUAAAUAAAUAAAUUAUUAAACGGACAUAUUAGUUGAAUUCAAUAGGGAGUGCAGGUUGAAUGAGAAGCAAAUAACCUCUGGUUAAUUUGAGCUGUAAUGUGCUGUGAAAAGGCCACAAACACACUAAAUGACAAUAAAGACCACUUGACCUGACCCAA